Messenger RNA from Quercus lobata, 1704 nucleotides. RefSeq lists its product as uncharacterized. The transcript is spliced from 3 exons. The record is from RefSeq and is a predicted model, not a curated record. Bases 1 to 1704 code for a protein of 567 amino acids. Gene Ontology annotation, molecular function: DNA binding. Lineage: Eukaryota; Viridiplantae; Streptophyta; Magnoliopsida; Fagales; Fagaceae.
AUGUCUAAUUUGGCUAGAAAGAAAAUUAAGCGAAAAAAUGCACCAGGAAAUAGGUCUGACCUGGGAUGGGAACAUGGUGUUGAAGUAGGUUCAAGGCAAGUUCAAUGUAAUUAUUGCAAAGAAAUUCAUAGUGGGGGUAUAUAUAGGCUGAAGCAUCAUUUAGCUGGGACUAGGAAAAAUGUUUCAGCUUGUCCUAGUGUGCCAGAAAAGGUGAGGGAAAAAUUUGCGACUCUUUUGUAUGCCCAAUCUGAAGCAUCUAUAAAAAAGAAAAGGUGGUAUACUAUAGAAGAAGAGGAUGAUGGCAAUGAUGAUGAAUUAGUUGAAGUACAACAACUACAUUCAUCAAAAGGGAGGGGCAAACACAUAGGCUCCAUGGAUAAGUUUGUUACAAAAAAUAAGCAAGUAACAAUGAAUCGUGUGUUUAAAAAAGGAGAACGUGAUCUAGUGAUCCAACAAAUUGCUAGAUUCUUCUACACUAGUGCCAUCCCUUUUAAUUGUGUCAAAAAUCCGGAGUUUCUGCAAAUGAUUGAUAUGAUUUCAAGAUUUGGGAUUGGCCUCAAGCCUCCUUCCUAUCAUGAGAUUAGGGAGACAUGCUUGAAGAAAGAGGUAGAUUUUACACAACAAAUGCUUGAAGAAUAUAAGAUUGAAUGGAAAAAAACAGGUUGUUCAAUUAUGUCUGAUGGCUGGUCUGAUAAGAAAAGGAGAUCCAUUUGUAAUUUUUUGGUGAAUAGUCCCAAAGGAACCAUUUUCCUAUACUCUAUAGACACAUCUAACAUAUCUAAAACAGCUGAAAAAGUUUGUCAAAUGUUAGAUGAAGUUGUCGAUAGGGUUGGAGAGGAGAAUGUUGUGCAAUUGGUGACUGACAAUGCUGCUAACUACAAACUAGCUGGAGAGAUGUUGAUGCAGAAGAGAAAGUGCCUGUUUUGGACUCCAUGUGCUGCCCAUUGCUUGGAUUUGAUACUUGAGGAUUUUGAAAAAAAGAUUAAGGACCAUAAGUACACAAUUGCAAAGGGGAAGAAGAUUACAACGUUCAUAUAUUCUAGAGCUAUGCUUUUAAAUUGGUUGAGGGAUUUCACUAAAGGGAGGGAAUUGAUUAGACCUGCUGCCACUAGAUUUGCAACAUCAUAUUUGACAUUGUCAUGCCUUAAUGAGUUCAAAGGAGAAUUGAUGGCAAUGUUUUCUUCUGAACAAUGGAGGUGUAGUAAAUUUGCAAAAACAAAAGAAGGGAAAAGAAUUCAUGCCAUAGUUAUGGAUAACAAUGGCUUUUGGCGACUUGUUGUCAAAUGCUUGAAGGCCGCAAUACCCCUUUUAAAGGUGCUUCGCCUGGUUGAUUCUGAUACACCUCCAAUGGGAUUCAUUUAUCAAGAAAUGGAAAAAGCAAAAGAAGAAAUACAGAAAAAUUUCAAUAAUGUUCAAAAGAGUUACAAAGAGAUAUGGGAUAUUAUUGAUGAUCGAUGGGAAAUGCAACUUCAUAGGCCUUUGCAUGUUGCGGGAUACUAUUUGAACCCUUCUAUUCAUUAUGAUCCUUCUUUUGAUCCGGGUUCAGAUAUUAAAUUAGGACUAUAUACGUGUCUUCAACGAAUGGUUCCAGAAGUUAGUGAUAGGAAAAAGAUAGAUAUGCAACUUGAAAAAUUCAAACAAGCAAAGGGACUCUUUGGUAUUGAAGCUGCCAUACUAGCCAGAGAUACCAAACAGCCAGACUAA